GAACAAGUUUAGUGGGAGUAAAGUCAACCUUGUUAGCAUCAAAUUCGUCUUCAUCACUGGGACUUACUGUGAUAAAUAUCUCAAUGUAUUGCCAUCAUUAAUGUGUUCAAUUUUAACCAUGUUUAUCUGUAAUCAUUUACACCAAACAAAAGUGCCUUUUACCAUCAAAUUGAUUACAAACAAAGUGUCAAUCCAUUGAAAUUUUACCUUACAAUUAACUUCAAAGUGACCUCAAGUGUUGAACCAUUGUGAACCAAUAAUGUGCAUUAAACAUUGAUCCAUUGAAGCCUUUGUAAAUUGUGAUUAUACUUUUAUCUGCCAAAUAAUAACUCAAUAGCAAAAAUGAAAUCAUUCAAUUCAUUCUCAUCUUUACUCAUCAUAUCAACAUUACUCAUUACAAUCAAAUCAUUUUCAGUAAACUGCCAAUCUGAAUAUAUUCAUCCAGUGCUUCCUCAAGCUGCUGCUCUGGUUGCCGAAAGUUUCACCUCGGAAACUGCACUGCCUACAGUUACUGUUCGAGGUUUCCUCAAUUUUCGAACCACUGUAGAUGGAACUGUCAUCGUCUUCACACCUGCUUCUGCAGCAGCUACUGGAGGACCCACAGAAAUUACGCCAACCAGUCCACCAUCCAUUCAGCCAAGCAGAAUAGAGGUUACAUCGAGUCCACCAAAGGUUUCUGAUAUAAAGCCAACAUCUGCAAGCUCACAUUAUGAUGUUAAACCAACAGUCUAUUCACCAUCACCAUCUUUCAACGAUCAAUUGUCUAGCGAACCAGUUAAUUCAGGAGCUCAAUAUCCAACUGGAUUGGUAACUGUGCUUGGUGGAACUGUGGUACUCAAUGGAGCAACUACAGUCCAUGAGACAAAAGUAAUUGGAACAUAUAUCAAUGGAAAAUAUGCUCAAAUUUUGAAGAGCACGUCUUACGUGAAGAGCUCAAGUGAACCAAUAUCAUCUUCAACUCGUCCAACCGAGAUUAAACCUUCUGCCUCAGUAAGCGUCAUUCCUUCAGCUCGACCACGUCCAAGCCGUGAUUCACUUAAAUCAGAAUCAAGUGAAAGUGUUAGACGUGUAAGGCCAUUAAAAGUCCUCGAGUCAUCUAAAAAGGAAGAUGAGCCCAAGGAAACGGAAGGCGGAAAUAGCAAUGUUAAAGAAAAUAAAGUUCAAUUACGUCGACCUACUCGAAUAGGAACAAGGUUGACUUAUGCUCCACGUGAAAAUCCACGGGUCCGAUUGAAUCGAUUCAAGGUGAAAGUUGCUGCAUCUUCAACUGCCUCACCUACUUCAAGGGAAAAGGUCGAAGAGGAAGCUGCCAAAGAGAUUAACCAACGUUUUCAAAAGCGCCUUGGUAUUGGACGCUCCGGAUCAAGCCUCAACAGCAGCUAUCGUCGAUCACGUAAUGAAGAAAAGCCCAGCACUCCAGCACCAGCACCUCGAGAAGAAGAAAUUCGCGAUACUGACCCACAAUCAUUAGGAAGUGGCUCCGAUCAUGGCUCAGAAAUAUCCUCUGGUUCAUAUUCACCUCCAUUAUUUGAUCAAAGUGAUCCUUUAAGUGGGCCAAUUGAACCUUCAGCUCCAUUGAAACAAGUUCAAACUGUAACAAGUGAGAUAACUCACCAUCUAAAUGGAUCACCAAUAAAAGUCGAUACAGUUACUUUAGUGACAACAGUUGAUGAACCAAUUCAUCCUUCCGCGCGCUUAUUACUUGCUGGUGAUGAAGGAGGUCUAAUUGAACCCACUGAGCCUUUACCGUUGAAUGGCAAUGAAGUUACCGGUGGACCAAAUGGACUAGAGUUACCACCCAUUGUUUUAAGUCGAACAUAUUCUUUGACUGAACACGUUUCACGAACAACUGUCGUGCCAGUUUUUGACGGUAAAGCUUCAGCUAAUCACACAAUAACGGAGAGCUUUGUUAUCCGUAAAUUGAUUACUGCUUACAAAACAAUGCCAUUUGGUGACUCUGCUCUUUUAGCAACUGCUUCAGCUGAGAUGUCUAACGGAACUGCAAUACUUGAUGGACUUGAAGCUUCCGAACAAAAUCUCGAACCUUCUCUUCUUGGUGGAGCAAUCGAAUUAACUUCAUUACCCGAGGAUGGAGCCUUGAUUAACGGUAAAGCAACUUCCGCCUUAUUAUCGACUGCAGGUCUUCAAACUCUUGAUCCCUCAACGGGAUUUGGACAAAAUGGAUUCAAUUCACCUUUAGGUCAAAAUCUUCCUCCUUUUGAUCUUUCUAAUCCUCUCGUGGUUGGAGCUGCUCUUCGUAACCCAGCUUUGGCUGCUAUGUAUCUUGGCUUACAAAAUUAUCAUAAUCAACAACCUGAUCAACCUCAAUAUGAAACAAUAACAAGACCGACUGAAGUUAUCUUACACGAAACUGUCUAUAAUACGAAGGUUCUUAGUUUCUAUGACGGUCGAGCAACCCGAACGCGAACCAUUACUGAGCCAGCUAGCACAAUUGAUAAAACCAUAACAACAGUAACAACUCAAGUUACUCCUCGAUUGAAUACUGUUGAUUUACUUGCAGCAGCUCAAGCCCAACAAUUUCAAAGACUUUUAGCCACUCAACUCUUGCAACCAAAUGGACCAACACUCCGAGCCUCAGUUCAACCUAAUCUCAAUGGUUUCCCUGGUUAUAACUUACCUUUACAGCAACCCAAUUUCAAUGGAAACAAUUUCAAUGGUAACAAUUUCUUAAGUGGACAACAACAAUUUCAACAAUUACAACAUGCUCAAGCACAACAACAACAACAGCAACAACAGCAGCAGCAACAACAACAACAGCAGAAUCAACAAAUUGCCAAUGGGCUUAAUCAACUUGCCUUUGGUCGCUUCGCUCAACCUCAGGUCCAACCUGCAUCAACUAUAACUCACACUUAUACAACAGUAACUGAUGCAACAUCAACACAAUCUAAAAUUUACACACUCAAAUACAAUGCUUUUAGCACUAAAUAUCGUACAGUUACAUCAACAAGUGUUUAUCCAACAACCGUGACAACAACCAGUACAAUUGUGGUUCAACCCUCACUUGGACCAGCUUUCAAUCCAUUUUUUGGUUGAUUUCUCUGUUUAUAAGCGUUUUAUACAUCAAUUCAAUCAUAACUUCUCAUGUGAAUAAAUUUAACUAAUAUUGAUUGAAUUACUUUCAAUUCAAAAUGAAUUCAAGUUGAAUUGAAUAAACAAAAAUGUGAUAUUGUUUGUCUAUUGGAAACAUCGACAUCGCUCUUGUGCUAAAACAACUCCAAAACUUCCAAAACAAAAAGGACAAAUGAUAUUUGUGACUAUUGUUGUUAAUUUUAAUUUUUUAUUUUACUUCUAAAUGAUUUAUUAAUCAAUAAAGUGUAAAUAAUUUUUUUUGAUAAAA
Tetranychus urticae (two-spotted spider mite) is the source of this 3358-nucleotide messenger RNA. RefSeq lists its product as uncharacterized. The record is from RefSeq and is a predicted model, not a curated record. Lineage: Eukaryota; Metazoa; Arthropoda; Arachnida; Trombidiformes; Tetranychidae.